GUUCCAUCAGGCAGGGCCAGGAGCCCGGUUGGGUAGCCCAGGAGGCGUCUCCGGCAGCAGCCUCCGCCCAGCCACCUGGCUGCUGCUGUAGCGGCCGCAACGACACCCCCUUUGUCACCAUUCCCCGGGAAACCGGCGCCUUGUACUUUGGGCCGCGAGCGGCAGCCGGUCAGCGAGCAGCAGGGGCAGCCGCCUGCCCCAGACAAACACAAGGGCUCCCUCCUGCUGCUGCUGCUGCUGCUGCUGGGGACACGUCAUGGUGAAUAAAUACAUAAAUAAAUAAAUAAAUCCACUCACCCAGUGGCAGCGAGAGGAGCCGGCGGCGGGAUUAGAUCCAGCCCACCGAGCCCAAGCUAGAGACCAGCCUAGCUUGAAAACAAAGCCUGACAAUGCCGCCAGCAACAACAGCACCACAAUACGCACCCCCAGAUGGAGGAUGGGGCUGGGUUGUGGUCUUUGGGGCUUUUAUCUCCAUUGGAUUUUCCUAUGCAUUCCCAAAAGCCAUCACAGUGUUCUUCAAGGAAAUUCAGGAGAUCUUCCACACAUCAUAUAGUGAGAUAGCUUGGAUAUCAUCGAUUAUGUUGGCUGUUAUGUAUGCAGGAGGUCCCAUAAGCAGUGUCUUGGUGAACAAAUAUGGUUGCCGGCCAGUGAUGAUGGCAGGAGGUGUAUUGUGUUCAUUUGGAAUGAUUGCUUCCUCUUUCUGCAAUAGUGUCCUGGAGCUUUACGUAUGUGUAGGAAUUGUUGGAGGUCUUGGCUUAGCCUUCAACUUGCAGCCUGCCUUGACUAUGAUUGGCAAGUAUUUCUAUAAGAAACGUCCCAUUGCUAAUGGACUGGCCAUGGCUGGAAGUCCAGUGUUUCUAAGCACACUGGCACCUCUCAAUCAAUUUCUCUUUAAUGCAUUUGGAUGGAAAGGAAGCUUUCUCAUUCUGGGAGGACUUCUUUUGAACUGCUGUGUGGCUGGGUCACUUAUGAGACCUGUUGGACCAAAACCAGUCCCUCCUGUGAAAAAAGAUGUUGAGAAGGGAUCAGGAGAUUCAGCCUUACACAUGAAUAACAAGAAGUCGUCAUUCUGGCAAACCGUGAAUAAAUACUUAGAUCUAUCCCUCUUUAAACACAGAGGGUUUCUGGUUUAUUUGUCAGGAAAUGUUAUUAUGUUUGUUGGCUUCUUUGCCCCAAUAGUAUUCUUGGCUCCUUAUGCCAAACACAAGGGAAUUGAUGAAUAUUCUGCUGCUUUUUUGCUGUCUAUUCUAGCUUUUGUAGACAUGUUUGCUAGGCCUUCAAUGGGACUUGUAGCAAACUCCAAAUACAUCCGGCCAAAAAUCCAGUACUUCUUUAGUUUUGCUGUCUUGUACAAUGGCAUCUGUCAUAUCAUGUGCCCACUGGCCGAGGACUACACAGGCCUGGUGGUAUAUGCUGUACUUUUUGGGUUUGCUUUUGGAAUGGUUAGCAGUAUCCUUUUUGAGUCAUUGAUGGAUCUCGUUGGUGCUGCCAGAUUUUCCAGUGCUGUGGGACUUGUCACAAUUGUGGAGUGCUGCCCUGUUCUCCUAGGCCCCCCUCUAGGAGGUUGGUUAGUGGAUAUAACUGGAGACUAUAAAUACAUGUACAUUGUCUGUGGAUCAAUUGUAAUUGUGGCAAGUAUUUGGUUGUUCAUUGGCAAUGCCAUCAACUACAGGCUUUUGGCAAAAGAGAAGAAUUUAGAAGAUAAAAAACAGAAAGCACUAAAGAAGGAAGCAGAACCUUUGACCAACAGUGAGAAUGAGGAGGCUGCCAACAGGGCUGACAAAGUACUCAAUGAUUCUUCGGAAAGGGAAACUAAUAUUUAAUAUGAAAUAUGGCUCAGACAUCGAUGUUUUUGACUUCCAUUACAAGUAUUUUGUCAAGAUACAGGCCAGGUUUUGUAAUAAUAAUGAUCAGUCACAAUAUUGGAUGAGAACAGAAAUUUGCCAAAGCCAAGAUUCCAGACAAAUUACCACUGACUGUUUGUUUGUUUGUUUGUUUAUUUUGGUGAUAGGAAUUUUAGGUUUCAGAGAUAGUGACUCCAUGCACAUGAGUCCAUUCCAACUAUGACUAUAGACAGUAUGAGUCAGGUAGAGUUAAACUUUAAGGUCCUCCAUGACAAAUUUUCUUGUUCCAAAAUAACUUCUAACGCAACAGUAUCUGUUUAGUCUUGUUACAGAAGCCAUCUGUCUUAACCCUCUUGACUGCCAGUGCUUGUUGACUUCUCCCCACCACCAUAUUUUGGCCUCUAGUAUUAAAGAAGGAUAUCAGAUUAUGGGUUAAGAUCUGAAAAGGAAGACAAAAUACUGAAAUGUCCUGAGUAAAGUGCAUAAGAAACUGCCUGCCCUUUUAUAAUGUAUGCCCACUACAUCAAAAGGAUGUAUUUAUACAUAUAACUACAAUGGGGAUGUAAAAGAUAAGGUUAGAAGAGAAAAAAGGUAAAAUUUUUUAUUGCUAAAAUGCAAUAAAUGUUUCAAUAUAAUAAAUACAAGUGUUUGUUUCAUCCAGUGAUAGCUAGCCACAUCUUUAAACAUUUACUUUUGAACUGUGAGAACACUCAGGCAGCAUUAAUCCAAAUUAGCUUAAAAAGCUGUUUGUAUUAAAAAAAAAUAAAGAUGAACAUGUCAGUGGUACAUAGCUUGUAAGGGUAGCUACCAUAUCAUUCAUCAGAUACACAGACCAAAAUUAACAAGAAGGACUAACUGGUUCAGGGGAUUGGAAUGGUUCAGCCUUUUAUCUCUAGUGACCUAAUCCAAUACCCAGCGAAGUCAAAGUGAGUCUUUCCAUUAACUUCAGUGGGCUUUGGAUCAAUCAGUCCUUUGGCAAUUAGUUCAAAUCAGAGCCAUAUGUUUAUUCACAGAAGGUAAUUAUCCUUUGAUAGCCUAUGUGAAAGGAAUUUUAAGAUUUAACCUCGGGUCCUUGUUCACAGGUAACCUCAUUACAAUUCCCAUCUACCCACCCAACACAUUAAGCGUAAACUAACUCCUUUGUUGACUGUAUGAGCAGAACAGCCAAGAACUGAGCCCUCUGUAAAACAGUUGAGAUAUGUUGGGAGUGCAGGGUGAGAAACCUGGCAUUGCCACUGCCUGUGGUACACUUUUUUUUUUACUGGAUUUUGGUCUUGUACCUACAGUAUUUCAUAAAUACUCAUUCAAUUUCAACUGAAAACAUUACAGGUUGUUUUCUUAAAGGAGGACAAAAAUACAAGCAAAUACUAAACAGUAUCUGCCUAUGAUUACUUUUGAAAGCUAAUGCUAAAAGCUAAUUCCAGGCUUGCAGAAGUUUCAAAAUGAUGGUGUGUUAAAUGAAAAUAUUUCUGUUUUAUUUAGGUAAGAGAAGGUGCUAUUCAUAAAUGUUGAA
Messenger RNA from Chelonia mydas (Green sea turtle), 3357 nucleotides. RefSeq names its product solute carrier family 16 member 7 (gene SLC16A7). Gene Ontology annotation, biological process: monocarboxylic acid transport; transmembrane transport. Gene Ontology annotation, cellular component: membrane. Bases 390 to 1823 code for a protein of 477 amino acids. Gene Ontology annotation, molecular function: monocarboxylic acid transmembrane transporter activity. The transcript is spliced from 5 exons. The record is from RefSeq and is a predicted model, not a curated record. NCBI's taxonomy places the organism in Eukaryota, Metazoa, Chordata, Testudines, Cheloniidae.